AUGCGUUUGCGAUUUUCCAGUAACGAACUCAGAGGUGCUCUGUACAGUUUUCUCAUGCAGCAGCGACACGUUUACAAUUGUCAAAGAAUCUUGCCAGUGAUUCGAAAAGAAACAGACGUGUUAAAACUCGCCAACGUCUUAUUUGAGAGCAACUAUGAAGAUGUAGACGAUCUCUGCUUAGCCACGGCGUUGAGCUUUCGCGCGAGACUUUUUGCAAAUGCGUUGAGUGAAAAUAUUGUUCUAAGACUUCUUUCGCACGAUAUUACGAAAAUAAAUGCACCGACGAAACUUGCGAGGCUAUGCCAAUAUUUCGUAGUCCGCAUGAAACUCACGAGAGGUGUUCUCGAUGUCGAAGAGGUGAUGGAACAAAGCGACAUCAAAUUUGACCGCGUUAUGAUCGAAGGUAAAUUGAAGAAGAAACGAAAGAGAAAGAAGAAAGCAGAGUGUGCAAGCGCCGAGAAUAACAAGCCAAGCUGGCGCAUUGAUGGUGAACCGAUGGUGAUUAGCGUAAAAAGUGACUUAGUGGAUAGAAUAUUAGAGAGAUACAUAGCUUAA
Bathycoccus prasinos is the source of this 555-nucleotide messenger RNA. RefSeq lists its product with no specific name. The record is from RefSeq and is a predicted model, not a curated record. Lineage: Eukaryota; Viridiplantae; Chlorophyta; Mamiellophyceae; Mamiellales; Bathycoccaceae. The transcript has a single exon. The coding region runs from base 1 to 555 and encodes 184 amino acids.